This is a messenger RNA of Eremomyces bilateralis CBS 781.70, 939 nucleotides long. RefSeq names its product GTP-binding protein SAS1. Gene Ontology annotation, biological process: regulation of exocytosis; protein localization to plasma membrane; protein secretion. The coding region runs from base 325 to 939 and encodes 204 amino acids. The transcript is spliced from 3 exons. Gene Ontology annotation, molecular function: GTP binding; GTPase activity. Gene Ontology annotation, cellular component: endosome; plasma membrane. NCBI's taxonomy places the organism in Eukaryota, Fungi, Ascomycota, Dothideomycetes, Eremomycetales, Eremomycetaceae. The record is from RefSeq and is a predicted model, not a curated record.
ACUCCACUACACUCCAAUCCACCGCAUAUCGAUCCAUCGCCGUCCACCGAUCUCAUCCGACCAUCGCAUACGAUCCUCGAUACAGCGAAGAAGUGGGAGAUCCCAAUCUCGCUGACUGUCUCCGUGUCCAUAUCUGUCUUCGACGACGCAACUGGUCAGCCUGAAAGACAUAUCAAUCCCGUCGUCAUCACGAACGCCAGGUCCCUUCGUUGUCGACAGCAGCACUUGACUGCUACUCCGUGACAACUUGACGACCUAUCCGGUCCUGACUUGACUCCUCGAAUCCCAUAUCUCUCCCGAAGCUCCCUUCCCCCAUACUCCACCAUGGCAGGCACACGGAACUAUGAUUUCCUCAUCAAACUCCUCCUCAUUGGCGACUCAGGCGUCGGCAAAUCCUGCUGCCUGCUGCGCUUCAGCGAGGACUCGUUCACGCCGUCCUUCAUCACGACGAUCGGCAUCGACUUCAAGAUCCGGACGAUCGAGCUGGACGGGAAGCGAGUGAAGCUGCAGAUCUGGGAUACCGCGGGCCAGGAGCGGUUUCGUACCAUCACGACGGCGUAUUAUCGGGGCGCCAUGGGCAUUUUGCUGGUGUAUGAUGUCACGGAUGAGCGAUCGUUUAACAACAUCCGCACCUGGUUCUCCAACGUCGAACAACACGCCACCGAAGGCGUCAACAAGAUCCUCAUCGGCAAUAAAUGCGACUGGGAGGAGAAGCGCGCCGUGUCCACCGAGCAGGGCCAGGCCCUCGCCGACGAGCUCGGCAUCCCCUUCCUCGAGGUCAGCGCCAAGAGCAAUAUCAACAUCGAGAAGGCCUUCUACAGUUUGGCUACGGACAUCAAGAAGCGCAUCGUCGAUACCCAGUCAUCAGCGCCGCAGGCGCAGAAUGUGGCGAUUGGGGAGAAGCAGCAGGGGGGGGGGUUGGGGAAGAAUUGUUGUUAG